AUGAAGAGUGUGGCGUUGCUGGUCUUCCUGGCGGGGUUGUUGCUGCCCUCCCCCACUCGCACGUGCAGCCUGAUGGGGGCACUGCGGAAGGGCAGGCACUUCCACCGCGGGCGCUUGCCUCCGUGCGUGCGAGGGCUGAUGCCACAGGGCGAGGAGCUCAAGGCUUGCUUCAAAGAGAACUUCCGCAGAUAUCGCUUCAGAAAUGGUCAGUCAGGCUUGCGAAAUGGAUUUGAAGGGAUGAUAGAGUGUCUGGUGGAGAAAAUGAACCUCGAGACGGAAAACGGAACUCUCGAUGUCGAACAGGCUGUUCUCAAGAUGAGUGAAUUCGAAGGAUAUGAUAUAGAGGCGAUUGCCAGCAUCCAAUCCUCCGUAGAGGAAUGCGCCGCAAACUCCACCAGCUCCAAUGCAACCGAGCAACUGACGGAAAUCGUGCUGUGCGUGAGCAACAAAUCACGCGAGUUCUGCACCGAAAGACUCGAACUGCUGAAGACUUGGGAUGAAAAUGCCAACUGUAGCUCGGUGUCCAUCCCCACGGAUACCCUCAGUAUCAUUGAAGAGUGCGAGCCUGACGAGGAGACCUCCAGGCGCCGAGGCCCCCACAGAAGGCGUGGAAGAAAGCCGGCAAACCGAGGCCACGGCAAGAAAAUGUGGUCCCAGAUCUUGUGCGUCAACGAAAAUAUUGGCUCGUACAAUGCUUCAACAGGAUUCAAUUUCACCGUUAUUGCUGAACACAUCGCCACCUUCUCCGGCUGGGACACCAUUCCAGGGGCUCUUGAAAACCUGACGGAAAAGAUUAUCGAGUGCCAGCCCGAAUUCACAGGCGACGCUCAAACCCAGGCAGCCGAGUGGAUGCUGUGCUUACGCCCUUCUUUCGUGGAAAUCUGCGGUCUAGGAGGCGAUAUUACCGAAUACCUCUUCCCGGCUAUUAGGAAAAUGAUCAAGCAAUCAAGCGAAGAAGAUGAUGAUGACGAUGAUGAUGUGGAUGAACCGUGCACAUGCGACAUCUUUCCUUCCCCGCGCCUCUUCGACACGUUAAAACUAACCGGUGAUACUGAUGACUUGCUGGAGCUGGACGAGGAGGCGGAAAUGCUGUCGGUUGAAGGCGAUGACCCUGAGAUGAUGCUAGGCCAGAUGAAGAGACGAGGCAGGAGGAGGCGCCAGCGGGGCAGGAAGAACUCGUCCGAGGAAUCCAACGAGAGCCGAACCCCAGACAACUCGCCGGAGACGAGCGACAGCGACGAAGUGACGACCGUCGCCCCUACUACUGUGUUCCCGUAGGUUGAUGAUGGAGAGAUUGGUUUGGAUUUUCGGAUUUCAUGGCAAAAGGAUUAAGGGGGGUGGGGGAGGAUUCCAGAUGUAAAGCGGGGGUAUUUUCCAUUCUGGAUUUGGCUAUGGAUUUUGGGUACUCGUUCUUGGAAGAGAGAGGCCGAAGAAACAAGUUUGUUAUUUUGUGGCUAACUACUUGUAUUUCAGCACUGAGUGAAUGACUGUAGAUCAGUGCGUGAAUAAUAAUGUAUGUAUAUAUGUCAGUUUGAAUUAAAUCAUUCUGAAUAUUUGAUGAUGAUCUGAUCGGACAGCUUAGUAAAUGAGUUACACGGAUUGUCAUUAAAAGUCAUGAAUAUAAGGAUACCAGUGAAAGAGUUAUAAAGAGGAUAUGAAAAUACACGGCAAUGGAAGAUUUGUCAAGAAAUAUAUCAAUUUUCUUGUGACGGGGAUGAGACAAGACACAUCCAGAAUGUAUUCAGUAACAAGCGAAACCAAAGAUAAUUAUGUAAUAUUUUCCCCCAACAAUACUUAAUCAGCUGUCUUCCAAAUAUGUAGAAGUAAGAGAAUAUACAGUGUUUUCCCUAUUCUGUGUUACCUACGAUUCCAUGUAUCACAAAUCUUAGCCUAUGAUUCAGUACCAAAAAUACUUCGUUCACUCUGCUGUUUUGUUAUUGUACUGCUAUAGUCAAAUGUUUAGAGGUAUUAUUCAUUUUUAUUUGUUUAAUGGCACUGUUUGAGGAUUAAAGCACUGCAAUAAUGCAAAUA
This is a messenger RNA of Penaeus monodon (black tiger shrimp), 2031 nucleotides long. RefSeq lists its product as uncharacterized. The transcript has 13 exons. The record is from RefSeq and is a predicted model, not a curated record. NCBI's taxonomy places the organism in Eukaryota, Metazoa, Arthropoda, Malacostraca, Decapoda, Penaeidae. The coding region runs from base 1 to 1278 and encodes 425 amino acids. Gene Ontology annotation, molecular function: odorant binding.